Molecule: messenger RNA, 4911 nt
Organism: Nyctereutes procyonoides (raccoon dog)
Lineage: Eukaryota; Metazoa; Chordata; Mammalia; Carnivora; Canidae
Gene: AGAP2
Product: ArfGAP with GTPase domain, ankyrin repeat and PH domain 2
Exons: 19
Coding region: 694-4266 (1190 amino acids)
Cellular component (GO): nucleus
Molecular function (GO): GTP binding; GTPase activity; protein binding
Source: RefSeq, a predicted model, not a curated record
AGGGGAGCGCCCGGACACAGCGCGCAUCCGGACCGAGCCGAGCCCCGGCGAGCCCCCCGGACCCGUCGCCCGGAUCUCACGCCCCUUCCUUCCCAGACCCCAGACCCGUGGGUUCCCACCCCCAAGGCUUCCCUCCUUCCUCCCCCGCCGGCGCCCGCGUCUCCAUCCCCAGCAUCCUCCCCGCGCCCCUGCGAAUCCCCCGCACGAGCAGCCCAGGAGCUCCCCGCCUCCCCAGGACCCCCGGCCCGCGGCCCCCGAGCCCCUUCCCCGCCCCUGCCUCCCCCGCACCGGCUCGUCCUCUCCCCCAGCCUCCGCGGGUCCCUCUUCCCUGCCCGCUUCCCUCCCUCUCCCCGGUUUGCCCCCACGACCGUCCUCCCCGCCCUCCUCCGCCCAGCUCGGCGCCCCCACCCAGGCCGGGGCGCAGGGUCCGGCGCGCCUCCGGAGCAGCACCAAGGUCCCGGGGCUCCGCGGGGUGGGGGCGCAGGGCGGGGAGCAUGGGGAGGGGGCGCCCCGUGUGAUGGGAGGGGGGCGCAGGCGGAGGCGGCGGCGGCGGCGGCGACAGCGGAGCCGGGCCGGGGGCUCAGCGGGGGCCGGGGGCUGGGGGCAGCGGGCAGGGCGGCCCCAUGGCCGGGCCCCCCUGAGGCAGUCCGGGGGAGUCCCCUCCCCUCCCCAGCUCGGGGGUCGCGGGGCCCCAUGAGCCGGGGCGCGGGCGCGCUUCAGCGCCGGACAACGACCUACCUCAUCUCGCUGACCCUGGUCAAGCUCGAGUCGGUGCCGCCGCCGCCGCCGUCUCCGUCCGCGGCCGCCGCCGGCGCCCCCGGGGCCCGAGGUGCCGACACCGGGGACCCGGGCAGCCCCCGGGGCGCGGAGGAGCCGGGCAAGAAGCGGCACGAGCGUCUCUUCCACCGGCAGGAUGCGCUGUGGAUCAGCACGAGCAGCGCGGGCGCCGGGGGCGCAGAGCCCCCCGCCCCGGCCCCGGCCCCGGCCAGCCCGGCCCGCCCCGUGUCCCCCGCCACCGGCCGCCGCCUGUCCCUCUGGGCCGCCCCGCCGGGGCCCCCGCUGUCCGGGGCGCUGAGCCCGGAGCCCAAGCCCGGGGGCGCCCCCACGCCGCGGCGCCCCUUGCUCAGCAGCCCGAGCUGGGGGGGCCCGGAGCCCGAAGGCCGGGCGGGCGGCGGCGUCCCCGGCUCGUCCUCCCCGCACCCCGGCACCGGCAGUCGGAGGCUCAAGGUGGCGCCGCCCCCGCCGGCUCCCAAGCCUUGCAAGACCGUGACCACGAGUGGCGCCAAAGCCGGCGGGGGCAAGGGCGCGGGCAGCCGCCUGUCAUGGCCCGAAAGCGAAGGCAAGCCCAGGGUCAAGGGGUCAAAGAGCAGCGCGGGGACUGCAGCUCCCGCCGCCGCCGCCGCCGCCGCCGCCGCGGGAGGAGGAGCCGCAGCCACGACCUCCGGUGGGGUCGGCGCUGGGUCGGGAGCCCGAGGGAAGCUGUCCCCUCGGAAAGGCAAGAGUAAGACCUUGGACAACAGUGACUUGCACCCGGGACCGCCUGCUGGCUCUCCUCCUCCGCUAACCCUCCCGGCAACCCCGGCUCCAGCCGCCGCUGCCACCGCCGCCUCCGCGCAGCCCACUGGGCCUGCACCUCCAAUCACUCUGGAGCCUCCAGCUCCAGGGCUGAAACGGGGCCGGGAGGGGGGCCGAGCAUCCACUCGAGAUCGCAAGAUGCUCAAGUUUAUCAGCGGCAUCUUCACCAAGAGCACAGGGGGGCCUCCUGGCUCGGGGCCCCCUCCCGGACCCCCGGGCCUGUCUUCUGGCAGCGGGUCCAGGGAGCUGCUGGGCGCAGAGCUCCGCGCCUCCCCUAAGGCGGUGGUCAAUAGCCAGGAGUGGACUCUGAGCCGCUCCAUUCCUGAACUGCGCCUGGGUGUGCUGGGCGACGCCAGGAGUGGGAAGUCAUCGCUCAUCCACCGAUUCUUGACCGGUUCCUACCAAGUGCUGGAGAAGACAGAAAGUGAGCAGCACAAGAAAGAGAUGCUGGUGGAUGGACAGAUUCAUCUAGUGUUGAUCCGAGAAGAAGCUGGGGCACCUGAUGCCAAGUUCUCAGGCUGGGCAGAUGCUGUCAUCUUGGUCUUCAGCCUGGAGGAUGAAAACAGUUUCCAGGCUGUGAGCCAUCUCCAUGGGCAGCUCAGCUCCCUUCGGGGGGAAGGACGAGGAGGCCUGGCACUGGCAUUGGUGGGGACACAAGACAGGAUUAGUGCUUCCUCCCCUCGAGUGGUGGGCGAUGCUCGUGCCAGGGCUCUGUGUGCAGACAUGAAGCGCUGCAGCUACUAUGAGACGUGUGCAACCUAUGGGCUCAACGUGGACCGCGUCUUCCAGGAGGUGGCCCAGAAGGUGGUGACCUUACGAAAACAGCAACAGCUUCUGGCUGCCUGUAAGUCCCUGCCCAGCUCCCCAAGCCACUCGGCUGCUUCCACUCCUGUAGCUGGGCAGGCUAGCAAUGGGGGCCACACCAGCGACUACUCUUCUUCCCUCCCAUCCUCACCCAACGUCGGUCACCGGGAGCUCCGAGCUGAGGCGGCUGCGGUGGCUGGAUUGAGCACCCCAGGGUCCCUGCACCGGGCAGCCAAGCGUAGGACCAGCCUUUUCGCGAAUCGUCGGGGCAGUGAUUCGGAGAAGCGGAGUUUGGACAGUCGGGGAGAGACAACGGGGAGUGGGCGAGCCAUCCCCAUCAAACAGAGCUUCCUCCUGAAGCGAAGUGGCAACUCCUUGAACAAAGAAUGGAAGAAGAAGUAUGUGACCCUGUCCAGUAACGGCUUCCUACUCUACCACCCGAGCAUUAAUGAUUACAUCCACAGCACCCAUGGCAAGGAGAUGGACUUGCUACGAACCACAGUCAAAGUCCCUGGCAAGAGGCCCCCAAGAGCCAUCUCUGCGUUUGGCCCCUCAGCCAGCAUCAAUGGGUUGGUCAAGGACAUGAGCACCGUACAGAUGGGUGAAGGUCCUGAAGCCACCACUCCCACCCCAAGCCCAAGCCCCAGCCCCAGUUCCCUGCAGCCACCACCAGACCAGACAUCCAAGCACCUGCUGAAACCAGACCGGAAUUUGGCCCGUGCCCUCAGCACUGACUGUACCCCAUCUGGAGACCUGAGCCCCCUGAGUCGGGAACCCCCUCCUUCUCCCAUGGUGAAGAAGCAGAGGAGGAAAAAAUUGACGACACCGUCCAAGACUGAAGGCUCAGCUGGGCAGGCUGAAGCCAAGCGCAAAAUGUGGAAACUAAAAUCCUUUGGUAGUUUAAGAAAUAUUUAUAAAGCAGAGGAAAACUUCGAAUUCUUGAUCGUGUCCAGCACUGGUCAGACGUGGCACUUCGAGGCAGCCAGUUUUGAGGAGCGGGAUGCCUGGGUCCAGGCCAUCGAAAGUCAGAUCCUAGCCAGUCUGCAAUGCUGCGAGAGCAGCAAGGUCAAGCUGCGCACCGACAGCCAAAGCGAGGCGGUGGCCAUCCAGGCGAUCCGGAACGCCAAGGGGAACUCCAUCUGCGUGGACUGCGGGGCCCCGAACCCCACGUGGGCCAGCCUGAACCUGGGCGCGCUCAUCUGCAUCGAGUGCUCGGGCAUCCACCGGAACCUGGGCACGCACCUGUCCCGCGUCCGCUCGCUGGACCUGGACGACUGGCCCCGGGAGCUGACCCUGGUGCUGACGGCCAUCGGCAACGACGUGGCCAACCGCGUGUGGGAGAGCGACACGCGGGGCCGCAGCAAACCCACGCGGGACUCUUCGCGGGAGGAGCGGGAGUCGUGGAUCCGCGCCAAGUACGAGCAGCUGCUGUUCCUGGCGCCGCUGGGCGCCCCCGAGGAGCCGCUGGGCCGCCGGCUGUGGGCCGCCGUGCAGGCCCAGGACGUGGCCGCCGUCCUCCUGCUCCUGGCCCACGCGCGGCACGGGCCGCUCGACUCCGGCGUGGAGGACCCGCAGCUUCGCUCCCCCCUGCACCUGGCGGCCGAGCUCGCCCACGUGGUCAUCACGCAGCUGCUGCUGUGGUACGGCGCCGACGUGGCCGCCCGCGACGCGCAGGGCCGCACCGCGCUCUUCUACGCGCGCCAGGCCGGCAGCCAGCUGUGCGCCGACAUCCUCCUGCAGCACGGCUGCCCCGGCGAGGGCGGCAGCGCGGCCACCACCCCCGGCGCGGCCCCCGCCCCCGGCGCCGCCGCCACGCCCAGCCCCCGCCGCCGGAGCAGCGCCGCCAGCAUGGGCCGCGCCGACGCCGCCGCCGUGGCGCUGGUGUAGCCCCGGGCGGAGCGCCCCUCCCGCGGCCGGCACGAGCAGGCCGGGCGGACCGCCGGACACACGCGCCGCUCCCGUCCGCACCCCCCGGGCGCACCUGUCCCCCCGAGGCGCGGCCCCCGCGCUCCAGAGGACACGAGUCGCCCCCCGCCCAGCGAGCCUCGGCGACCCACAGCCCGGCCACCGGCCCCACCCGGACCGCUCUGGGUCCCCCGCGGGGUGCGCCCCCUGGGGUGGGCUGGGGGGAGGUCCCAGCGGGAGCGCACACCCAGGCUGGCUCCUGGGGCCGCCGAGGGGGGCUGGCGCGUGCGGGAGCCAGCCCUGGGACUCGGGCCGAGACCGGGGCCCCCACCCCUUCCAAGCUGAUCUCACUGCCCAGUGAAGGGGGAAGGGCAGCGAGGGGCAGGACCCCUGCUGCCCAAGGGGGUAGGGGGGUCCCCAACCCUUUCCGUGAAAGGGACCAUGAGGAGUGGAAAUCAGGACGUCCCCCCACACCCACCCAUGGAUGGAAGCCGAAGGGCCGGGGGAGCCAAGAGCCUGGGCCCCUCCUCACCACCAGCUCGGGAGGGAGGAGAGAUGGAGCCGAGCCGAGCGGGCUAAGGGGACCGGGGAGGGACCUUGUAAUUUAUUGCUUUGUUCCCCAACGAG